Messenger RNA from Chelonoidis abingdonii (Abingdon island giant tortoise), 1038 nucleotides. It is a transcript of the gene OPN1SW, whose product is annotated as opsin 1, short wave sensitive. Gene Ontology annotation, molecular function: G protein-coupled receptor activity. Gene Ontology annotation, cellular component: membrane. The record is from RefSeq and is a predicted model, not a curated record. Lineage: Eukaryota; Metazoa; Chordata; Testudines; Testudinidae. Gene Ontology annotation, biological process: visual perception; G protein-coupled receptor signaling pathway; phototransduction.
AGCAGGAUGUCGGGGGAAGAAGACUUUUACCUCUUUGAGAACAUCUCCUCGGUGGGGCCCUGGGACGGGCCCCAGUACCACAUUGCUCCACUCUGGGCCUUCUACUUCCAGACGGCCUUCAUGGGCUUCGUGUUCUUCGCCGGCGUGCCCCUCAACGCCAUCGUCCUCGUGGUCACCAUCAAGUACAAGAAGCUGCGGCAGCCGCUCAACUACAUCCUGGUCAACAUCUGCCUGGGGGGCUUCAUCUUCUGCUCCUUCUCCGUCUUCAUGGUCUUCAUCUCCAGCUCCCAGGGCUACUUCAUCUUCGGGCGGCAAGCCUGCGCCCUGGAGGCCUUCCUAGGCUCCGUCGCAGGCCUGGUCACCGGGUGGUCCCUGGCCUUCCUGGCCUUUGAGCGCUAUAUCGUCAUCUGCAAACCCUUUGGGAACUUCCGCUUCAGCUCCAAGCACGCUCUGAUGGCGGUGGCAGCCACCUGGGUCAUCGGCAUCGGCGUCUCCAUCCCGCCCUACUUUGGGUGGAGCCGGUUCAUCCCCGAAGGCCUGCAGUGCUCGUGCGGCCCAGACUGGUACACGGUGGGGACCAAAUACAGGAGCGAAUACUACACCUGGUUCCUCUUCAUCUUCUGCUUCAUCGUACCCUUCUCGCUCAUCUGCUUCUCCUACUCCCAGCUGCUGGGCGCCCUCCGAGCCGUAACGGCCCAGCAGCAAGAGUCGGCCACCACCCAGAAGGCGAGGGAGGUGUCCCGCAUGGUAGUGGUGAUGGUGGGCUCCUUCUGCAUCUGGGUGCCCUAUGCGGCCAUGGCUAUGUACAUAGUGAACAACCGCAACCGCCUCGACUUGCGCCUCGUCACCGCCCUGCCUUCUUCUCAGAGCUCCUGUGUCUAUAACCCCAUCAUCUACGGCUUCAUGAACAAACAGUUCCGCGCCUGCAUCAUGGAGACGGUGUGUGGAAAACCCAUCACGGAUGAGUCCGACAUGUCCAGCUCCGCCCAGAAAACCGAGGUUUCGUCCGUGUCCACCAGCCAGGUCAGCCCCAGCUGA